GUCGGAAGCGAGAUUGUGUGUAGAUCUCUGUUUCUCAGCCGGCGAUGGCGCUUUCUUCUGCAUUCCAUGAAAGGCUUGAACAAAUGGAACACACUAGGAACCAACGCUUCUCACUCCUCCAGGCAGAGAAAUCACUUCAAGCGACCAAGUAUGAGGUGUUGGCGUCAAAGCUCACCAACAUUCGGUCCAUGGAACAAAGGUGCCUGGCGCUCGAUCAAAAGAUUGCGUCACAGAACUUCAAAAUUUCGGUUCUCAAUUCUGAGAUCGAGAGUCUCGAUGCAAAGCACCUUGAAGAUUCGCAGAAAUUAAGGGAUUUGAAAAGUGAGCUGGAAGAGCUAGAGGAGUUGGGGAAGGAGAAGGAGAGAUUUUAUGAAUUGAAGGGACUGGAAAUGACGGAUUUCAGGGAGAAAGUGGAGAGGUUUGUUGCUGAAUGCAGGACGCGAGUGAACGAAUUAAGGAAUCAUGUUGAUGAGCUCAGGUCGACGUUUUCGGAACUUCAUGGAAACAGUGGACAUUUUGACAACUGCAAGAUUGCUGCAGCUGAGAAGAGAAAAUCUGAACUUGUAGCGAUGAAAGAGAGUUUGAACAAGAAUUUGGCUUCCAAUUACCAACUAAGAGCACAAUAUGAAAAGCAGCUACAAAAUAUACUAGCUGCACACAAUGAAGACAGAAGGAUGAAGAAAUUAAACCAUGAAGCGAAGGAACAAGAGGCUGCUCAAUACAAUUUUGCACCAUCUCAAGUCAGAUAUAGCCACCUGAUCGCCUUUUUGUCCUUUCUAGAUCAUCCAGUAGCAUAUCAAUAUGCACCAAGGUUUUCUUCAAAAUAUCAAUACAUGGAACCAAAAUUUACCCAAAAUUUUUUUCCAAACUAAUUUGCCAAAAGACAUGGGACAUGAACCUGCCCAGAUCAGAACCCACAAGACCCAGAUCUUUUAAAAAAAUGAAUUUGGGCGUAAGGGUCUUUUCAACAUUGGUGAAGAGGAUUGGGGAUUUGGCACACGGGUAGCGAUUUGCGAUGGAGAUGGCCUGUGAUUUGGAGAAAUUGAAGAUGGAGACUGGUUUGAUAAGAGCAAGCUUCAGUUCUAGGUUUUGAGGAAAGAGAGAGAAGAUUUAUUUGAGACGAAGCUUUUGGAGAAUUUCCCCAAAAGAAAAUGUGCCACAUGUCAUCCAUUCAAUGAUUUGUGCGCACCACAUAAGUUGAAUGACGUGGUGUGCACAAACCACUUAAUAUUUUCUCCUACUUACUGCUAAUCAAAGUAAACAUUAAUUGAAUCUGUGGUAAGAAUGGAAUGACCAUAAUGUGAUCAAUCAAAGAUUGUGUGAAAACACAUCUUGCUUGGUAAAGGUUAAAAAAGUAAAAUAAUAGUAAAAAAAAGA
Molecule: messenger RNA, 1377 nt
Organism: Tripterygium wilfordii
Lineage: Eukaryota; Viridiplantae; Streptophyta; Magnoliopsida; Celastrales; Celastraceae
Product: myosin-6
Exons: 5
Coding region: 45-872 (275 amino acids)
Source: RefSeq, a predicted model, not a curated record